AUGCAUACCAAGCUCAACUGCGUUACCUCCCUUCCCUUCCCAUCUCACCGCACUUUUUUCACACGUUUUCUCUUGAAACCCCACCCAGCAGCCAUGGGCAAGUCCAAGACGUCGGGCAAGGGGCGGCUCGACAAGUUCUACUAUCUCGCCAAGGAGCAGGGCUACCGGUCGCGCGCGGCGUUCAAGCUCGUGCAGCUCAACCGCAAGUACCAGUUCCUCGAGAACUCGCGCUCGCUGCUCGACCUCUGCGCCGCGCCGGGAGGAUGGCUGCAGGUGGCGGCGAAGUACAUGCCGGCGGGCAGCGUGAUCGUGGGCGUGGACCUCGUGCCCAUCCGCGCCGUGCCGGGCUGCAUCACGCUCACGCACGACAUCACCACGCCCAAGUGCCGCGCCGACCUCAAAAAAGUCCUCAAGGGCGGGCUGCUGGACGUGGUGGUGCACGACGGGUCGCCCAACGUGGGGGGCGCGUGGCUCAGCGAGGCGCUGGGGCAGGCGGCGCUGUCGCUGCAGGCGCUGCGACUCGCCGUUGAGUUCCUCAAGCCGGGCGGCACCUUCAUCUCCAAGGUGUUCCGCUCGCAGGACUACAACGCGCUGCUCUUCGCCUUGAAGCAGCUGUUCGGGCGAGUGGAGGCGACGAAGCCGGUGGCGUCGAGAGCGACGUCGGCGGAGAUCUACGUGGUGUGCCACGCCUUCAAGGCGCCCGCCCGCAUCGACCCGCGCCUCCUCGACGCCAAGUACCUCUUUGAGACCGUGCCCGAGCCGCCCAAGGCGGUGGAUGUGCUGGCGGAGCCCAAGAGCAAGAGAAGCAGAGAGGGGUACGAGGAGGGGCAGAGUGUGGUGCACAAGCGCGCGUCGCUGCCCGACUUCCUGACCACCGACAACGCCGUGGCGUUUCUGGGAACCUUCCACGAGAUCACGUUUGACUUGCCAUUCGCCCAGCCCGUCAUCGAUCACCCACUCACCACCCCUGAGAUCCACGAGCUGUGCAAGGACCUGCGCAUUCUGGGCAAGAGAGACUUCAAGCAGCUGCUCAAGUGGCGCCUCAAGAUUCGCAAGGACCUUCCAGAGCUGGUUCGACAGGACAAGCGGGGGGAAGGGGAGGUGGAUGGCGCGGAGGAGGAAGGGGGGGAAGGGGAUGAGGGCGGGGCGGCAGAGGAGGGGGAGGAGGGGGAGGAGGCACGGCGGGAGCGGGAGGAGGCGGUGGUGCUGGAGGAGCUGGCGGAGCUGAAGGACCUGCUGGGCGCCAAGUGGCGCCUCAAGCUCAAAGCGGACAAGCGCCGCCGCGAGAAGAGCAAGGUGCGCACGGCGACGGGCAUGAAGGUGGAUGCGCUGGGCGACACUGACAUCGCCGCCGACGAUGAGCUCUUCGCCCUCACCGCCAUCAAGCGCAAGCAGCUGAGCGGCGUGGAUGACACGGAGGCACCGGAUGCAGAGGAGAUGGCGGAGAUGGAGAGAGAGGAGAGUGACGAGGAGGAGGAGGAGGAGGAGGAGGUGGGGGAGGGGAGUGAAGAUGAUGACAGCGAUGCAGAGAAGAGGAGGUACGACGCGGAGCUGGAGGCGUACUUUGACACGGCGUACGAGCACUACUGCAAGGCCACCGCCAGCAGCAAGCGCCGCAAGGCCCGCGCUCGCCUCAUGGCACUGGACGGCCAGGAGGAGGACGGCGAGGAGGUCGCCGGGGCGCAGGGGGGGGAAGAGGGGGGAGAGGAGGCGGCGCUGGUGCACAUUGGGGAGGAGGGCGAGGAGGAGGAGAACCCGCUGGUGGUGCGGCUGGGUGAGAGCAGCGCCAGCGAGCGCGUGCAGGCGCAGUGGUUCACCCAGGACCUCUUCGAGGGGCUCGACCUGGCGGGGGAGGCGGUAGAGGAGGCGCAUGACGGGACGAAGGCGAGCGGUGCAGGCGGUGGGGCGAAGAAAGGUGGUGCAGUGCCGCUCGCGGCUGGGAGGAAGGGAGGUGAAGGGCCUGCAAAAGGAGGGAAGGAGGAGAAGCAGCGAAGAGAGAAGAAAGUGAGGAAGGCUAGUGAAAUGGUGGCGGAGAGGGAGGAGGGGGAAGAGGAGGGGGAAGUGGAGGGGGAGGAAGGGGAGGUGGCAGACGUUGAUGACGGAGGAGUAACGGGCGUGGUCGGUGAUGGGCGGGGCGGAGAGGCAGCAAGGAAGAGCAAAGCUGGCAAGGUGAAGGAAUCUCAAACUGAGACGGCUGUGCUCCGUGGCACAGCGGCGGGAGGGGAGGACGACGGCGAGAAAGGCACGGGAAAGAGGGCGCGGGCGGGGAAGCAGGAGGAGGAGGAGGCGGGGUUCGAGGUGGUGCCGGAGGAGAGGCUGAGUGGCAGCGAUGGGGACAGUUCUGAUGAUAGCUCUGACAGCGACAGUGACAGCCGUGGGGGGGCACAUGGCGCGCACAGGGGGGGCAGGCAUGCACGCGCGGGGGGUGGGGGCGCUGCAGGGGGGCAUGGAGGGGGGGCGAUGGGGGAGGAGGAGGAGGAGUGGGACAGUGACAGCAAGGCGGAGACGCUGGCGUAUGCGAGGCGCAUGCUGAGAAAGCGAGAGCGAGACGAGGUGGUGGACGACGCGUACAACCGGUACAUGUUUGACGACGACGCCAAGGCGCUGCCCAAGUGGUUUGCGGACGACGAGCGGCGGCACAUGGUGCCACUGAAGCCCAUCAGCAAGGACGAGGUGCUCGAGCUCAAGGCGCAGUUCCGUGCCAUCAACGCCCGCCCCACCAAGAAGGUGGCGGAGGCGAAGGGCAGGAAGCGGCGGCGGCUGAUGAAGCAGCUGGAGGCGGCGCGGCAGAAGGCAACGGCCAUCUCGGAGCAGCCGGACCUGAACGAGCGGUCCAAGGGGCGCCUCAUGCAGCGCGCCUACAGCAAGGUGGCGUCGGAGCGGUCGCCCAAGAAGAUCGUGGUAGUGGCGAAGAAGGGGCAGCAGGGCAACCGCGGGCGCGGCGUGAAGAACAGCAUCAUGGUGGACCGGCGCAUGAAGAAGGACCUGCGUGCUGACAAGGCUAAUGCCAGAAAGGGCAAGGGCAGGAAGGGUUCUUCUUUCGUUGGCGGAAAUCUCAAUCUAAAGGCCGUCAGCAAACUGCAGUCUUCAGCGUUCGUUUCUAAGCGGUCUAACAAUGUCGUCGCCAAGGUUUCCGUUGGGAACGAGGCCCCGCCUCUGAGCCUGGCCGACCAGAAUGGUCGCGUGUUCGACUUGGCCAAGCUUAAAGGGAAGAAGAGCGUGGUUCUUUAUUUCUAUCCCGCCGAUGACACUCCUGGAUGCACCAAGCAGGCAUGCUCGUUCCGGGACUCCUUUGAGGAAUUCCGCAAAUUAGGUGCUGAAGUUGUAGGAAUCAGCGGCGAUUCCCCCGAGUCGCACAAGCUGUUCGCCGAGAAGUACAGCCUACCCUUCACUCUUUUGUCUGACGAGGGCAACGCUGUGCGCAAGGAGUGGGGCGUCCCCAGUGAUUUGUUUGGGGUUCUUCCUGGGCGUCAAACCUAUGUGAUCGACAAGAAGGGCGUCGUGCAGCUCAUUUUUAAUAACCAGUUUCAACCAGAGAAGCACAUCGACGAGACAAUUGCGGUGUUGGAGGCCCAAUACGAGGAGCCAAAACCGUUCUUCCAGUUUCCCAAGCUUUUCUGA
Molecule: messenger RNA, 3621 nt
Organism: Closterium sp. Naga37s-1
Lineage: Eukaryota; Viridiplantae; Streptophyta; Zygnematophyceae; Desmidiales; Closteriaceae
Source: the annotation of a GenBank genome assembly